Molecule: messenger RNA, 1851 nt
Organism: Verruconis gallopava
Lineage: Eukaryota; Fungi; Ascomycota; Dothideomycetes; Venturiales; Sympoventuriaceae
Exons: 5
Coding region: 89-1465 (458 amino acids)
Cellular component (GO): mitochondrion
Molecular function (GO): metal ion binding
Source: RefSeq, a predicted model, not a curated record
CAAUUCCGUAUUUGUUGCUCGAGCAAAAGACGUCCGUCGUCUUCAACCUUUCAGCUUCCACCACCCAUUGGCGCCCCGUACGACCAUCAUGUAUUCUCGCCCAUCGCUGAGAAGUGGCCAAAGGGCUCUGCGCUGCCUACAGUGCAGUCAAAAGCGCGGCCUUGCUGCUCCAGCUUCGGGUUCCUUCGCCUACCAGAUCGGUGAGGCUGCCGGGACAAAAUUCGCAAGCCGAGAUCUCACUGGCCCAACCACGACGUUGGCCUUAGUCUCGAGGGCUGGAACUCGCUAUCAAUUCCUUCCAGGCCUUACAGAGGGUCUACGAGGCUUCGCUUUCAGGAAUACCGAGAACCGCUCUGCUCUGCGCAUUGUUCGGGAAUCAGAGCUGCUCGGUAGCGAAUUGAGCGCGUACCACUCGCGGGAGAACCUCGUUCUGUGCGCAAAAUUCAUUCGUGAUGAUCUACCCUACUUCCUCGAGUUGCUUGCUGAGGUUGCUGGAAAGACUAAAUACCAAAACCACGUUUAUGCCGAGCAGAUCCUACCAAUCCUUAAGCUAUCUCAAAAGAACUUUUUAGCCAACACGCAGCAGAUGGCCCUGAGCUCCGUCCACGGCAUCGCCUUCCACCGUGGCCUGGGUGAGCCGCUCUUCCCAUCAUCAUCCACCCCGAUCAACAAAUACCUUGAUGCUUCGACAAUUGCCGAAUUCGCUUCGGCAGCAUACACAAAGCCUAACUUCGCCAUUGUUGCGAACGGUGCGGACCAUGGGCAGAUGUCGAAGUGGGUCGGAGAGUUCUUUAAGGAUAUCCCAUCAGCUCCCGCUUCUGGCGUGCCAUCCAUAACGACUGAACCAAGCAAGUAUUACGGAGGUGAAGAACGCAUCGCUCAUGCCGCUGAUAACACCAUGAUUAUCGGUUUCCCCGGUUCAAGUUCCUUUACAGGAGGCUCUUACAAACCGGAGAUCUCCGUACUCGCUACUCUUCUCGGCGGUGAAUCCAGUAUCAAGUGGUCACCAGGCUUCUCGUUGCUCUCCAAGGCGACUGCAAACAUUUCGAGCGUAGGUGUCAAAACCAAGAGCGCUAUCUACUCUGACGCCGGCCUUUUGUACACGCAAAUCCAUGGAUCAGCAGUUGGCGUUGCAGCGGCGGCCAAGAAGGUGGUCGAAACCAUUACGGCUGUUGCCAAUGGCCAGAUCUCUAAAGAGGAUAUCACAAAGGCCAAAGCUCAGGCCAAAUACAAGGAGCUUGACUUCGGCCAGAACAUCAACAAUGGCAUAGAGCUUACUGGCAAUGGUCUGAUCACUGGCAACAAGGCGUAUCAAGUUGAUGAGACCGCGAAGUUGAUCGACGCUGUGGAUGAGGCUAAAGUCAAGGCUGCUGCCAAGGCGCUUCUUGAAAGCAAGGCUUCAGUCUCUGCGGUUGGCGAUCUACAUGUUCUGCCAUUUGCAGAAGAGCUUGGUCUGAAAGUGUAAAUAGUAAACAGCAAUUCUUGUGCUGCGCGAUAUGCGGGUUUGUAUCAUCAAAGUGUAUCAGGUCGAAUAGAUUCCUUUUCGCCAUUGUAGAUACAAAGACUUGUCUCGCUGAUUUCAUAUCGCCACAAAUGCUUCUCCAAUAGUUUUCCAUCACCUAACGGCUGAGUCACGAUCUUUUUCAAUCCCCGUAGGAAAUAUAUCGAUCACGUUCUCCAGCCGGUAUGUGUCGUAGACUACGAGCUCCUAAACUCAAUUCGUAUGCUAUCUUCAAUCAUUAUACUUGGCCCAUUGAUUCAGUCGAGGAGUUUCCGGAUGUUUUUGCUUUAUUUAGUCAAGGUCGAUCGAGGAAACUGAGUCAAAUGCUUGAUGAAAUAUGUUUGAAUACA